AUGAGCAUCGUACUGGCGAGCAGAGCACACCACAAACGUAAGCCGUCCUGCAGUAAGGAGCAAGAUCCGUCAUCCAAAGCAAGCUGUCAGUUCAACCUGAAGUCCACAAAAAUGGCCGCAACGGCAGCGGACGAAGCUAGCGCAGCCAAAAAUGCCCAAAAGUGUGCAGGUGAAGAGGCCGGACAACUGGCCAUGUAUCGAUUGGCCGACAAGGCCGAGCAGGCUGCUCGAGCGGCUGAAGCGGCUUUGAAUGGCAAGAAGCAGCUCCUCGAGCAACUAGAGCAGAGUCAGUGCGAAGCCGAUGCUGUCAUAGAAGAGGUUAAGAAGGCUCUGGCCAGUAGCAAAUGCAACAUAAAUACAAUUGUCCGCAUCGCUGCAAGCAUUAAAAAUCAUCAAGAGGUCAUGCAGAACUUUCUAGAAGCUUCGAAGGCGAAUUUAGAGAGAUAUAAAGAAAUAGCGGCCUGUGCCAAUAUUGAAAUACGGGAAAAGUAUAUGAUACUUAUGAACGUUAGCAAGCGAGAGGAGGAAUUAAAAAAGUGCAUGGAAAAGGCCAAAACAGAUCUUUGCCGAACCGAAAAAAUUGCCGAAAAGGCGGAGACUGCAGCGGUGGAAGCCACUCAGCGUCUGAACUAG
Messenger RNA from Drosophila mojavensis, 633 nucleotides. RefSeq lists its product as uncharacterized. The transcript has 2 exons. NCBI's taxonomy places the organism in Eukaryota, Metazoa, Arthropoda, Insecta, Diptera, Drosophilidae. The record is from RefSeq and is a predicted model, not a curated record. The coding region runs from base 1 to 633 and encodes 210 amino acids.